Molecule: messenger RNA, 546 nt
Organism: Besnoitia besnoiti
Lineage: Eukaryota; Apicomplexa; Conoidasida; Eucoccidiorida; Sarcocystidae
Product: putative 60S ribosome subunit biogenesis protein NIP7
Exons: 5
Coding region: 1-546 (181 amino acids)
Biological process (GO): ribosome assembly; ribosomal large subunit biogenesis
Cellular component (GO): nucleus; nucleolus; preribosome, large subunit precursor
Molecular function (GO): RNA binding
Source: RefSeq, a predicted model, not a curated record
AUGCGGCAGCUGACCGAGGAGGAAGUUAAACUUGUCUUCGAGAAGCUAUCCAAGUUCGUAGGAACGAACUUGAUGCAGAUCGUUGACAACCAAGAAGAUCCCCAUGUUUUCCGCCUUCAUCGCGAGCGCGUUUUCUACAUGAGCGAGAAGGUGCUGAAGAUGGCCGGCUGCAUCCCGCGAAAGAACCUGCUGUUGGCGGGCGUUUGCAUCGGGAAGUUCACAAAGAGCCGCAAGUUCCGCCUGCAGGUGACCGCUCUCGAUCUCAUCGUGCGCCACGCCAAAUACAGGAUUUGGCUCAAGCCCGGCGGCGAACAGGCAUUCGUGUACGGAAACCACGUCAUCAAGCGCCAUAUCGGGAGAAUGACGGCUGACAUGCCGCAGAACGCGGGCGUAUGCAUUUGCUCGCUGAACAACGACCUGCCUCUGGGCUUUGGAGUCGCAGCCCGCGCGACGCAGGAUAUCCACGCCGCCGACACAGAAGCAAUAGCCGUGUACCACGUCGCGGACGUCGGCGAGUAUCUUCGCGAGGAAGCUGACCUCGUUUAA